Molecule: messenger RNA, 3006 nt
Organism: Phytophthora nicotianae INRA-310
Lineage: Eukaryota; Oomycota; Peronosporomycetes; Peronosporales; Peronosporaceae
Exons: 1
Coding region: 133-2769 (878 amino acids)
Source: RefSeq, a predicted model, not a curated record
AGGGGGGCGAAGAGCUCACAGUCACAUCCGAGCUAAGUGAGCCGGAAAAAAGAGACACUCCCCAGGCACGAGCAGCAGAGCAGCAGCCUCCGGCUCCCGUCGUGUGUGUCGUGUCGUAAGUGUGUGCGUGCCAUGGCGGACAUGAACCGCCGCAAGGGGGGCGUGCGCUCGCAGCAGAGCUACAUGCAGGCGGCGUCCCAGCAGCAGUUUUCGGUCUAUCAGCAGCAGAUGCAGGCCCAGGCCCAGGCUCAAGCGCAAGCUCAAGCUCAAGCUCAAGCUCAAGCUCAAGCCCAGGCUCAGCAGAAUCCCUAUCAGUACCAGCAGUAUCAGAAACAGCAGCAGAGCAAGGCGCCGGGUUUCCAUCCCAACCGUAGCGGAGGAUACCGCAGCACGACCACUGCUCGCCCUGGAGCCCAGAAACCCUCCAUAACUGGAGCCAAAAUGGGCAUCAAGAGCGGCAUGACGGUGGAAGAUCUCAAGCGACUUACACAAAAGAGAAUGCAGCAGUCAGCGGGCUCUAACCCAGCCACACCCAAGACGUCAGCGCCCGAGGGUUUCUCGUCCGCUAGACCAGCCACACCCAAGAUCAACAUGGCAGUAGUCAAUGCCACCUCCACACCUGCAGCAGUAGCCACUCCACCGGUUAUACCGAAGACUGGUAUGUCAGUUCAGGAGCUCAAGCAGUUAACAGCGCUUCGUGUGGCAUCCCAGAACGUCCCAGUGCAUGCCAGUGAAGUAACUGGACUUGUGAGUAAGGCGGUGCUGAAUAACGCAGCCAAGUCGCACUACCGUGAUAAUCUACGUACUUCGCUCACACCGGGCAGCACACCGAAGCGUUCCCACCACACUCGAAGCAAUAGCAGUACCCAGUUCGGUAGUGCGCAGUACAGUGGCUUCGGGAACGAUCUAAGUCGCAGUCACGGCCCAGGUGAUCUCAGUCGCAGUCAUGGACCUUUAAACUCAGGAUCAGGUGACGUCAUCCCAGUGCGUGGUCACCGCAGUCGCUCACGUAGCUCGCAACUACCGAAUGUUGACUCGUCCGUGAACGACAUGCCCAUGCGCUACUCUUACACUAGCGGCCAGACGCCUGAAGAUUAUUUCUCUACUUACGACUUUGGGGGCAACUCGACUUCUUCGCAGGAGACAGAUCCUGGCCGUGGCAGUCUCGACGAAGGCGCCAACUCAAGUCGCAAUUCAUUGCUGCAGUUCUCAGAAGAAUCGUUCCCUCCUCCGCCACCGAUGGACGAGAGUGGAGGCUUUGUAUCCACAGCAUUACCGUCGUGGUCUCCACCUCCAGCCAGAAGCAAAAAGCUUAAUGCCUCAGCGAGCAGUGGCGCGACGUUCUACAAUCAGCAGACUUCGUAUUAUAACAUCGCAUCCAAGGAUGAGCCGACCGCUUCAGGUGAUAAUGGAGGUGGUACAGGUCAAACACAGGACCAGAAUUCGGUCCUUGCGCCGCCUCCUGGACUCACACGAAGGCCAUCGAUGACAGUGCCCUGGCAAGUGGCAGAGGCUGUGCUUAAUACACCGCAGACUAAUACUGGGCGGAAGAAGCUUGUGGAUUCGGAUGUCGAUACCAGCUCAGGUGGACUAAACUCGUCUGCAGCUGAAGCUGCGGCUCAACUAACGGGACUUUCGCUGCAGUCGUCUACCCGCGGUCGCAAUACAGGUGCGCCGCCUCCUCCUCCACCUUCGUCGGGAAUGUUAUCAAGCUCGCCGUCCACUACGAGCGGUAUGCCAUUAUCUGGAGGAGCCAACGCCGCGCGACGUGGCAGCUUCGGCAAUGCUGCUGAGUUUUUCAAGUUCCGGCGACGUAGCAAAAGCCGUCUUGAACUCGCGCGUGACAUGUCGUUCGGUGACAAUGGGGAGCUGGCAGGAUACCCUAGUUAUGGUACAGCUGGAGCGAUGCCUGGUAUUGCUGAGCGUCACGGUGAUGCUGAAGAUGAAAUCCACGAGGAUUCAGUCUCCGAAGCGAGCGCUUCAACGUCAGUCAAUGAUGAAUCCAGCUCCCAGGACUACACAGAUGAGGACGUUGUCCAAGUGACUGGCGGCUAUGACGAUACGGCAGAAAUCUCGGGCAGCUUCGUGUCUUUUUACAAUGCCGCGCGACAACAACAGAGCGGGCUUUCAACGCUGGCGAUCCCCCCUCCGCCGCCUCCGCCUCCCAUGGCAGACGACGAUGAUGAUGCGUCUACUACGUCGUCAACGAAGGGCAAUGGUUUGCCUAUGAUGUCUCCGAACGGUGCACGACUCCGGAAGGUGGCGGAAUUGGCUCGACGUGGCAGUUUGAGCAGCGAAGACAAGACUCGUGCCAAGGAUGAAAUUAUUCAGAGCUCGUUGGGGAUCGGCGCGAGCAAUGCUGCACGUCUGCUUGCGACCAAGAAAGAAGAUCGGGGAGACCGUGUACCAGCCACAGCCCCGUCAGUGACGGCGCCUCCUGGAUUCCCUGGUAUGCCACGGCUGACACCGAAGGCCUCGACUAAGAAGAUGCUUGCACCUGGAUCUGGGAUCGUGCGUAGCACUACAGCGGCUCCAUCGAGCACUUCUUCUGGUGCGGCUGCAGCUGCCACAGCUCUCGGUGCUAGUACCGUGUCUUCAGGAUCGUCAGGUGCUUCACAGACUGGAAGCAACACACUGGAGGAGCGUCUUGCUGCCGCGGCACAGAGAGUGGCAGAGUGCGUCGGGAAGGGUGAUAUGACAGGGUUCCAGCAGGCUAUGGACGAGUUAGACUGGCUGCGUAAUGAAGCCAACAAGCUUAUGCGCGGUUGAGUGAUGCUUGACGUGGAGUGUGAGGUGCGUGAAUCAAGCGUUUAGUAGAGCAAACAGCGAGUUAGCAACCAAAAAAAAACAAUCAAAUGGUGUAGAUAUCGAGAGGAAAAACUCUUUUUCCAAUCGACAGACGACAGACAGCAGGUCUCCAGGCCCGACGUACCAACCAAAACCAACAUAAACAAAGACACAGUAACAUGCCUAUUCUUCCAAUUACAGCAAGAUCUUGUACUUCUC